Hippopotamus amphibius kiboko is the source of this 9710-nucleotide messenger RNA. RefSeq names its product tankyrase (gene TNKS). The transcript has 27 exons. Gene Ontology annotation, cellular component: nucleus; cytoplasm. NCBI's taxonomy places the organism in Eukaryota, Metazoa, Chordata, Mammalia, Artiodactyla, Hippopotamidae. The coding region runs from base 53 to 4033 and encodes 1326 amino acids. The record is from RefSeq and is a predicted model, not a curated record. Gene Ontology annotation, molecular function: NAD+ poly-ADP-ribosyltransferase activity; protein binding.
AGGGCGGGCGGUGGGGCCGUUGCCGCAGUGACAGUGCUGGGGGAGUCCGAAGAUGGCGGCGUCGCGUCGCUCUCAGCAUCAUCACCAUCAUCAUCAACAACAGCUCCAGCCCGCCCCAGGGGCUUCGGCGCCGCCGCCGCCACCUCCGCCCCCACUCAGUCCGGGCCUGGCCCCUGGGACCACCCCAGCCUCCCCUACGGUGGGUGGCCUGGCCCCCUUCGCCUCCCCGCGGCACGGCCUAACGCUGCCGGAGGGGGAUGGCAGUCGGGACCCGCCCGACAGGCCCCGAUCCCCGGACCCGGUUGACAGUACCAGCUGUUGCAGUACCACGAGCCCAGUCUGUACCGUCGCCGCCGCUCCCGUGGUCCCGGCUGUUUCUGCCUCAUCUGCCGCCGGGGUCGCUCCCAACCCAGCCGGCGGUGGCAGUAACAAUUCACCGUCGUCCUCUUCUUCCCCGACUUCUUCCUCAUCUUCCUCUCCAUCCUCCCCCGGAUCAAGCUUGGCGGAGAGCCCCGAGGCGGCCGGAGUUAGCACCACAGCAUUGGGACCUGGGGCAGCGGGGCCUGGGCCAGGGGUCCCAGCAGUGAGCGGGGCCCUCCGGGAACUGUUGGAGGCCUGUCGCAAUGGGGACGUAUCCCGGGUAAAGAGGCUGGUGGACGCGGCAAACGUGAAUGCUAAGGACAUGGCCGGACGGAAGUCCUCUCCCCUGCACUUCGCUGCUGGUUUUGGAAGGAAGGAUGUAGUAGAACACUUACUACAGAUGGGUGCUAAUGUCCAUGCUCGUGAUGAUGGCGGUCUUAUCCCUCUUCAUAAUGCCUGCUCUUUUGGCCAUGCUGAGGUUGUGAGUCUGUUACUGUGCCAAGGAGCUGAUCCAAAUGCCAGGGAUAACUGGAACUAUACCCCUCUGCAUGAAGCUGCUAUUAAGGGAAAGAUCGAUGUAUGUAUUGUGCUGCUGCAGCACGGAGCUGAUCCAAACAUUCGGAACACUGAUGGGAAAUCAGCCCUGGACCUGGCAGAUCCUUCAGCAAAAGCUGUCCUUACAGGUGAAUACAAGAAAGACGAACUCCUAGAAGCUGCUAGGAGUGGUAAUGAAGAAAAACUAAUGGCUUUACUGACUCCUCUAAAUGUGAAUUGCCAUGCAAGUGAUGGGCGAAAGUCAACUCCUUUACAUCUAGCAGCGGGCUACAACCGAGUUCGGAUCGUUCAGCUGCUUCUCCAGCAUGGCGCUGACGUGCACGCAAAAGACAAAGGUGGACUUGUGCCUCUUCAUAACGCAUGUUCAUAUGGACAUUAUGAAGUCACAGAAUUGCUACUAAAGCAUGGAGCUUGUGUUAACGCUAUGGAUCUCUGGCAGUUUACCCCACUCCACGAGGCUGCUUCCAAGAAUCGUGUCGAGGUCUGCUCUUUGCUGCUUAGCCAUGGUGCUGAUCCCACGUUAGUCAACUGCCAUGGCAAGAGUGCCGUGGACAUGGCCCCAACGCCGGAGCUCCGGGAGAGGUUGACUUAUGAAUUUAAAGGUCAUUCUUUACUACAAGCAGCCAGAGAAGCAGACCUAGCCAAAGUUAAAAAAACACUUGCUUUGGAAAUCAUUAAUUUCAAACAACCACAGUCUCAUGAAACUGCGCUGCACUGUGCUGUGGCCUCCCUGCAUCCCAAACGCAAACAAGUGACAGAAUUGUUACUUAGAAAAGGAGCAAAUGUUAAUGAAAAAAAUAAAGAUUUCAUGACUCCCCUGCACGUUGCAGCAGAAAGAGCCCACAAUGAUGUCAUGGAAGUUCUCCAUAAACAUGGAGCAAAGAUGAAUGCACUGGACACCCUUGGUCAGACUGCUUUGCAUAGAGCUGCCCUCGCUGGUCACCUACAGACCUGCCGCCUGCUGCUGAGUUACGGCUCUGAUCCAUCCAUCAUCUCCUUACAAGGCUUUACAGCAGCACAGAUGGGGAAUGAAGCAGUGCAGCAGAUUCUGAGUGAAAGUACACCUAUACGCACUUCUGAUGUUGACUACAGGCUCUUAGAAGCAUCUAAAGCUGGAGACUUGGAAACUGUGAAGCAACUUUGCAGCCCUCAGAAUGUGAAUUGCAGAGAUUUAGAGGGCCGGCAUUCCACACCCCUGCAUUUUGCGGCAGGCUAUAACCGCGUGUCUGUCGUGGAGUACCUCCUGCACCAUGGUGCCGAUGUCCACGCCAAAGACAAAGGUGGCUUGGUACCCCUUCAUAAUGCUUGUUCAUAUGGACACUAUGAAGUAGCUGAGCUCCUGGUCAGGCAUGGGGCUUCUGUCAACGUGGCGGACUUAUGGAAAUUUACCCCUCUACAUGAAGCAGCAGCUAAAGGAAAAUAUGAAAUCUGCAAGCUCCUUUUAAAACAUGGCGCAGAUCCUACUAAAAAGAACAGAGAUGGAAAUACACCUUUAGAUUUGGUAAAAGAAGGAGACACAGAUAUUCAGGACUUGCUGAGAGGAGAUGCUGCUUUGUUGGAUGCUGCCAAGAAAGGCUGCCUGGCAAGAGUGCAGAAGCUCUGUACCCCAGAGAAUAUCAAUUGCAGAGACACCCAGGGCAGAAACUCAACCCCUCUGCACCUGGCAGCAGGCUACAAUAACCUGGAAGUAGCUGAAUAUCUUCUAGAGCAUGGAGCCGAUGUUAAUGCCCAAGACAAAGGUGGUUUAAUUCCUCUUCACAAUGCAGCAUCCUAUGGGCAUGUGGACAUCGCAGCUUUAUUGAUAAAAUACAACACAUGUGUAAAUGCAACAGACAAGUGGGCAUUUACUCCUCUUCAUGAAGCAGCCCAAAAAGGCCGGACACAGCUUUGUGCCCUGCUCCUGGCACACGGUGCAGAUCCUACUAUGAAGAACCAAGAAGGCCAGACACCUUUAGAUCUGGCAACAGCUGAUGAUAUCAGAGCUUUGCUGAUAGACGCCAUGCCCCCAGAGGCCUUACCUACCUGUUUUAAACCUCAGGCUACUGUCGUGAGUGCCUCUCUGAUCUCACCAGCAUCCACCCCCUCCUGCCUGUCGGCUGCUAGCAGCAUAGACAACCUCACCGGCCCCUUAGCAGAACUGGCCGUAGGAGGAGCGUCCAACGCCGGGGAUGGCGCAGCGGGCGCAGAGAGGAAGGAAGGAGAAGUUACGGGUCUUGACAUGAAUAUUAGCCAAUUCCUGAAAAGUCUUGGUCUUGAGCACCUUCGGGAUAUCUUUGAAACAGAACAGAUCACACUCGAUGUGUUGGCUGAUAUGGGCCAUGAAGAGUUGAAAGAAAUAGGCAUCAACGCAUAUGGACACCGCCAUAAAUUAAUCAAGGGGGUAGAGAGACUCUUAGGUGGACAGCAAGGCACCAAUCCUUAUUUGACUUUUCACUGUGUUAAUCAGGGAACUAUUUUGCUGGAUCUUGCUCCAGAAGAUAAAGAAUAUCAGUCGGUAGAAGAAGAGAUGCAAAGUACGAUUCGAGAACACAGAGAUGGUGGUAAUGCCGGUGGCAUCUUCAACAGAUACAAUGUCAUUCGAAUUCAAAAAGUGGUCAACAAGAAGCUGAGAGAGCGGUUCUGCCACCGGCAGAAGGAGGUGUCUGAGGAGAACCACAGCCACCACAACGAGCGCAUGUUGUUCCACGGUUCUCCUUUCAUUAAUGCCAUUAUUCAUAAAGGGUUUGAUGAGCGACAUGCAUAUAUAGGAGGAAUGUUUGGUGCUGGGAUUUAUUUUGCUGAAAACUCUUCUAAAAGCAACCAGUAUGUUUACGGAAUUGGAGGAGGAACAGGCUGCCCCACGCACAAAGACCGGUCAUGUUACAUAUGUCACAGACAAAUGCUUUUCUGUAGAGUGACCCUUGGCAAGUCCUUUCUGCAGUUCAGCACCAUGAAAAUGGCUCACGCCCCGCCAGGCCAUCACUCCGUCAUUGGGAGGCCGAGUGUGAAUGGGCUGGCCUAUGCCGAAUACGUCAUCUACAGAGGAGAGCAGGCCUACCCAGAGUAUCUCAUCACGUACCAGAUCAUGAAGCCGGAAGCUCCUUCACAAACUGCAACAGCCGCAGAGCAGAAGACCUAGUGAAUGCUCAUUGGUAAAGGCCAGAUCGGAUUUAAACCUGGGACUGGAUGACCGUGGAUUGUUUCCAACAAAAUCAAUAUUCUAUAAAUCCCUGACAGCCUAGAAAUAAGCUGUUUGUCUUUUAUAAAGCAUUGCCAUAGUGAUGAAUGUGGUAUGAGUAACUGAUACAUACUCAACUGCUACUGUUCCCUUUGAGGAAACGUUUACAGGGGCGGCCUUUUAACAUAUCUCAGGCUCAUUUUCACUGUAGUUAUCCAUUGCUAAGACAGGAUUGCUUCGAUCCAGACUUGGAAAAAAAGAAAACAUAACCCAUACUUUCCCAGAUGUUCACAAUUCACACACUACAUUUGCGUUGCUAUUACGGCACGUGUGUAUAGUAAGUAUACACAUAUGACAGGCUCGUUUUUAGUUUUUUCUGAACAUUCAUCCUUCACUUUUUGUUGCUGUUGUUGUUGUUACUUUGAAAAUGAGCCCGAGCCUUCUUGAGGAUAUUUUGCACAAAGUCACACUGACUAAAAUCACUAGCGAUGUAACCCAAGCUUCUGGCUGAGCAAGGCUUCGUUUCCACUUUUUUUAUCUUCACUGAUUUGUUUUUGUAUCGUACGUCUUACCAAUGUGAACUGAGAUGGAAAGGGAAAACACCACAUUUCAAUUUCCUUUUAUUGAUUGGCCAGUCUUACAAGGGAAAGGCACAAACAUCAACUGAUUUAGGAGCUCCCAAGUUCAGAGCAGUCGAAGCCAGUGAGAGCCACUCGCACUUUGCAAUGCAGGCCUGCCUCCGAGGCUCUCAGGACGGUGCUGGAGGGCCGGGAAGAGCCCAGCCAGUGAGAGGCUUGAGCGAUGCUGUCGUGACAUUCAGAGGGGAGACUGCCAGGGAGGCCUGUGAAUCCAGGAGAAGCAGCAUUAAAAUGCAUGAGGGGCCUGAUGAUACAACAGCAGAAAAGGACCAUGAGGACUCCUCAAAGAAAACACUACUUCUCUUCACUUAACCCCGCACCACCAGAAUUGGUGCCCCCAAAAUUAGCUGCCUUAUUUCCAGAUUCAGUGGAAUUAUUGUACUUCAUUAGAGUCACAAAACUAUUACUUUAUUGUUUCUCUAGUUUAGAAAGCUGGGAUUCAGAUUCUGUUAAGUUGCUAGAUAUACACAAAUGCAAGAACUUUUUUGUUUACUCCAGAUUUGGGGUUUAUUUUGAGUGAGGUGCUGCAGAUAAUUUAUGUAGGUCCCUGCACUAAAUUUUUGAACCAUUUUCUCAAACUUCUUGAGAGACAAGAAGAACAAAAAUGGAAACCAAAGCUCUUACAGUUAUUUUUUAAAUGAAAGUGGAGAAAUAACGAUACUGUUUCUUCAUGAAAUCACUACUUUGUUUUGCUUUUUUUCAACAUGUCAAGUGCACAUUGAUACCUGUAAAAAAUUAUCCAGUAUAGUUCUCAUACUUGCCCUUUUCACUUAAACUGAAUAUUAAAUUGAGUGCAUUAACUUAUUUACUUUGACAUGCUGUGCAUCUACUCAGCUUUGAAGCAAAAGUAAUAUAAAUGUGAUGAAAAAUAGGAAAAACAGUGUGACACAAACUUGCCAUUUCAACUUAAAGUCCUGAAAACUAUUUUGCUUGUUUGUUUUCUAAUGCAGGCUGAUUAAGCUGUGACCUUAUUUAAUCUCCUGAGGAAAAAUAAAAUGGUUAUGUGCAAAGAUUCUAGAAUAGGCUCUUAAAAUACACAUUUUGCUUUCCUCUUGGCUUGAGUCCAGUGCUAGAACUAGGCCUUGGGAACUAGUUUUGAGUUUUAUAGCUGAAUCUUGCAUGGGUCCUCAAAAUUAAAUCAAGAAUUAGCCUCAGUUGUUGCUUCUAUUGAAGUUUUAGUGACCCAAGCUGGGUGUUUGUGUCUUGGCUACUUGUUUAAUAGCACUAGAAUUCCACAUGAAGCUCCCAAAUUUGAUAUUCAUUAAGAGGGCUUUUUUCCUCCCUUCCUUCUUUUUUGCUGUGUGUAACAGUGAGUUGAAGGAAUUGGCACCUGUGUAGUUUUCAGUAGCUGUGAACGUGUAUAUUACUUGCCUCCCCAAUUAGAUAUAGUUUAAAAUGGUAAACACAGCUGUGAUUUUUACUUAAGUAAAAGGGUUAACAUGGUAUAGAUCUCAAACGAUUUAUAGCUUCAUUAAAAAGAUAAGCCACUACCCGAUUGUGGUUUCACUUCAUUUCCAUCAUACUAACUAGAUUAAUGGAUGUGCCAGUUUUAAACUUCAGCCUUACACUUGAGAAGUUAAACUGUGGUUCAGUAUUUAAACUGCCAAUGUUACGUAUCUGAUGUUCUGUGUGCCGAGUAAAGGUACUGUGUAAGGAAGACAUUUGCUGUGCUUCUUGUCUUGUAAUGAUUCGAGUAUAUAGUGGUUCUUGGAAGAAUGUGUACAUAUUAUUAUUCGUUUACUGAAGAGAAUGAGUUCAUUGAUAUCUCACAGGAGCCAAAUACAUUUUUUCAAAACUUGAAAACCAAAGGUCAUCGCGAGUGUGUUCAAGUUAGCAAAAGUUGAUUGUGUUUCGAAUUUCCACCCAUAGCAGUGUGAAAAACCCUUUGGAACUUAAAAAACAUGGCAUUAGGUUUGGCUGAAAUGCAGUUAAUUUCUUGUAUACACGCUGUAUAGAAACACUAGCAAGCAAGGACUUCCAGUGUGGCCUCCCCUUAUUGGCCCUCUGUUUCCCAAACUGUAUAAAGGAGAGAAUCCAAACACCUCCACCAGCCCCACGGAAGGUCUCACAUCACAGGGCUUCUAGACCUGAUGGCCCAGGUUGCCAGCUAUUAGGAUCAGUUAGGUGCUCUGGACUGGACACUUUCUCCUUGUGCGUGGCUUUCUUCCCUUUUCCCCAGAGUGCUAGUCUGGGAUUAUAAUUAGCCCCAGCAAUUACCUUUGCCCCCACUCAUUUUCCUCCUUUUUCCUUCUUGAGUCUUGCACAUGCUGACCGUACCUCUGUUUCCACUUCCCAACUAGAAGCAUGUGUCAGGCCUCAUGUACUCUGCUCAGAAGAUUCUGCCACUUUGUCAACAGAUGACAGCAUGGAACCCAGAGUUGUAAUUCUAUGCAAAAUAAUAGCAGUACAACCAGGAUUCUUCCUUACCUUUUCCUUCCUGGAAUUUGGGGUUUCUAGCUUUUCACUAACAUAAGUAGAAUAAACAACAUUAGGAUGUUUUUGUGAAAAUAGUAUCCUUAUGCUCUUUAGAGCUUGAUGUUAGUGGCUACACUAAUUUCCCUUUGCUCUCAAAAUAGCAAAGUGCAUUGAUAUAUGCAGAGAAAUGCCUGAAUGUGGCAAAUGAAGUACUAUAGAUUAAUAUUCUAUUAUUAUAGCCUUUAUAUAAAAAAAUAAAAUUUUGGUGUAUGCUGGAAGACAGCAUUAGAAUGCAAUGUGUCUGUAUUUCUCUAUUUCAGUAAAUCUCCCAACUGCACAAAGGUUACUGGCCACUGCUCGCCCUCCCUUUUAAAACAUGUGCACCUUCUGGAUUUCUGUGAAUGUUCUCAAACAGAGAUGGUGUGUAUCUGGACACCUUUCCCCCAGUGUGUCCAGAUCCCAUUUGUAUGAUAAUCUGUGAUAAACAUAAGCCCUUUUUCUGUGUUUUCUGUUGGGCAGUUAUCUUGCAUAGAGUUAUAGAUUUUAGUCAUUUAGGCAACACUCAAAACUGACAUUAAGAUAGGGUUUCACGUGUCAGAAAUUUACUUAACUGCUGAAGUUAAACUUCUUUGUUGUCAAGUCAGUGACAGAGAAAUUAAAAGAAAGCAAUUGUGAAGAUAAUAUUUAAGCUUUGGCUGGACACAUCUAGCAUAUGAAAAGGAAAUGCAUAAAAAAAAAAAACACCUAAAAAGUGAGGCUUCUUCAGAUACUUUGUGCAUUAUGAAAUGAACAGACAAUAUUUCUUCUUAAGAAAGCCUUAACUAUGGCAGAAACUUUUUAACCGUUUAUAUCCUAAUAAAUACAAAGUUGUCAUCCCAUUUCUCAGUGUGUGAAAGGUGUCAGUGAGUUGGGUGUAUCUCCAUGUGUCUCACACCUGGUAAGAAUACUUGAUGAGGGUCUAUUUCAUAGGUAAUGCUCCCUUACGUGCAGAGGAGCUGAGAAAAUCAAUCCAUCUCAGUUUCUCUACAUCUGUACUUCCUCAGCUUCCAAAUCUUCUGGUUUAGAGAAAUGCUAGAGAUUUCAAAAGCCAUUACGUUUUGUGCAUGUGGGGCUUAACAGCAAACCAUAAGUGAUACCACGUAGAAUUUGUGUCGCACAAGCUGAUUUUUAAUCAUUUUAAAAUAUAAACCACGAUGGUAAGCAAAAAGCAGUAAGAAACUAAAGAUUUUAUAUACUCUCUAUAUGUUCACAACGUAACCAGUUUUAAACAUCUGCCAGAGGGUUGUUCCUCCUGUGGAAUAACAUUCGCACAGUAGAGAUGAUUGCAUUUUGACUCUUCGUUCUUUCACGUGUUCUUUUGCACUUUACACUUUCACAUUCCACACCCAGGCCACCAGCCAUCUUUUCAAACAGGUUUCUCACUCUCUUGAAUCCAGAGUGUUUGGUUAUUUUUCAUCCGUCGGCCCUUUCCUGCAGGCAGCACUUGAAGCCCCUUGUUGAUUCCUAACAUUUGUAGAGAAAUGCAGUUAAACCCUGGUACGGGGGUGUCCCUCCCACACUCCCAGGCCCCUCUCAAAGUUCAGGAUGAAAAGCUAGAAAACAACAGUCAAAAUUAGAAAAGAACCAAAAUUUAAGGCGAAUAGUCUAGGCUUAGAAGAUGACCUUGACUAUAAAACCAUUGUGUUCGUUACACAGAAUACUUAAACUCUUCAUGUUCAUAGAAUCCCUGCUUCUGCGUCCAUUGUUUUAAGCUCACCCUGUCCACGAGGUAGUAUUUGUCUCUGAUACCUACAAACUAAGAAGGUACUUUUAUCAACAGAGUUUCUCAAGAACAUUACAAAACCAGCUUUGAGGAAAUCUAGAGUGUUUCCUGGCAACAGCAUUUGGAGUAGUAACUGUAUUGUCUCAUGGUGAUGUUGGUCUGUGUACGUAACCAAUGUGGUGACUCUUCGGUGCAUUCUCAGUGUUGUUUUUUUAUUUGUAGUCUCUUUGUGACCCACCAGUGGCAGGGGGUUCCAAUCCCCUCUCCUUUCCUUUUUACAUUUGUCUGUUUGUUGAAUUGCCAGAUAAAAGACAAGACACCCAGUUAAAUUUGAAUUUCAAAUAAAUAAUCGUCUCACUUAAGUAUGGUCCAUGCAUUAUUUGGCAUAUGUUUACUGUAAAAAAAAAAAAUACUCAUCUGAAAUUCAAGCUUAACUGAACAUCCUGGGGUCGUUUGCUUUGUUCUGUUUGGUUUUACCGAAUCUGGCAACCCUGUCGAUUUGGUUGUGGAAAAUCGCCUACAGCAUGUCAGUUCUUCUAGACUUCACCAUCUUUCAUGUGGAAUGGUAGACCUUCUUUCCCUCACCCUCUGCUUUCCAAAAGAGGGCAUCAAGGAACUCAACCUGCCUGCAUAGUGGGUUUCUAUUUAAGACAUCUUUAUGAUUAUAUUUAACCUGCAAUUGUGCUUUGGCUAAAUGUCUAACUUACAGUACUUGUAAUUGUUUAAUAUUCAAUAAAAACAUUUUUAAAGUAUGCUGUAUGUGGGUGGCAGUUAGCUCUGAAGUGUUCUCAUUUCCCUGUUUGUUCCUUUCAACCUGACCAAC